GUCAGGGAAAGUCACACGCUGGGUCGAGAUAAGCUUCCUCUUACCAUGAGUGCAUCUGCGGCGAAGGUAUCUGCGAAAAAGGCAAGUAUCCUCCUGCAGCCUUUCUCCACGAUCAAAAAGUCAGAGCGAGAUAACGGUCUACCCAAUAAACGGCGGAAGCUCGACAGAUCCAAGUUGAGGCCCGCAUCUCUAGGCCUAAACUCCGUUCCCUCGUUGCAAGACACAUCUACGGCGUUUCCAAGAGGACAACCCACUCCAACCAUCGACUCCGAGCUCGCUGUGGACUUCACGACCCAAGAAACUAAAAAUGGCGAGUCCCUUGCGACGCUCCGCAAGAUGAUUUUCGGACGGCUAGAGCAUACGUCUACCCAGGUAGAUCCAGGAAAAUACCUUGCAGUCGAUUGCGAGAUGGUGGGCGUGGGCAUAGACGGCGAGGAGUCGUCGCUUGCACGCGUUAGUAUUGUUAACUAUUGGGGUGCCGUGCAGAUGGACGAGUUCGUGAAGCAGAAGGAGCGUGUUGUGGAUUAUCGGACCAAGUGGAGUGGGAUACGCCCCUCGGAUAUGGUCAGAGCCAAGUCAUUCGAAGAGGUGCAGAAAACAGUCGCAGCUCUCACCAAAGACCGCAUUCUAGUGGGACACGCCGUGCACAACGAUCUCAAGGUUCUAUUACUAUCUCACCCAGGUCCCUACAUACGAGACACACAACACUUGGCAGCAAAACACAAAUUAACCAGUAGUAAACGCCCCGCUCUUCGCAACCUCGUGAAACAAGAACUUGAUGUUGUUAUCCAGGGAGGGGAACACUCCAGUGUCACAGAUGCUAGGGCGACGAUGGCCUGUUGGGACAAGGGAUUCAGGCCGUUGCCCACGCCUGGUGCUAGUGCAUCGAAUAAACGAAAACGCGCUGAGUGUAGCGAACUAGACGCACCUACCCCACCAGGUAGAGGGAGGAAGGGCGUCAGUUCUGGACUUUCUACAAUAGUCAAACGGACACCGCAGACGAAAACGAAAACUGCAGUCAAGACUGCUAGCAGUAAUUGGUGGACCACCCUGGGCGCCAGCGGCAUUGCAGCGAAAGGUUCCAUGAAGUUGUAGAGCACCCUAUUACCAGACACAGGUUUCCGAUAAGCCGAUACCGGAGGCUCGUGACGCAAGGAAAUUAUGGCAGGUGCACGAGAGUGUUGAAGAUGCAGGGGAUAUGCAUUAAAUAUAAAUAAGGGCCACCCUACUCUGCUUAGGCUUGUGCACAAAUAGGGAGAGCUCUGGGUGUUGCAGGACUGCGACAAGGGUGGGGUGCCAUAGUCGCACCCCAGUCAUAUUGCGAGCGGUGGUGGCAAUUGACAUGCUCCUCUGUCAUUCUGUCUCGUCUAAGUACCAGAAACAUGUAGCUGUACCUGUUCUUGGAUGCACAGGUAUGAACUCACCAUAAUAGCAUGGUACC
Messenger RNA from Suillus paluster, 1441 nucleotides. Its product is annotated as MipD protein. The transcript has 6 exons. Gene Ontology annotation, molecular function: 3'-5' exonuclease activity; nucleic acid binding. Bases 46 to 1095 code for a protein of 349 amino acids. NCBI's taxonomy places the organism in Eukaryota, Fungi, Basidiomycota, Agaricomycetes, Boletales, Suillaceae. Gene Ontology annotation, biological process: rRNA processing. Gene Ontology annotation, cellular component: nucleus. The record is from RefSeq and is a predicted model, not a curated record.